AUGACUUUUCCACUUACUUCACCCAUCACACAAAACAGUGUUAGGCAGACAUGGAGAGAGCAGACUUAUUACAGAGACUGACUCUUGGAAACUAUAAUUACACAAAAUAGUAGGAGUGAAGAAAACAGCCCCUCAUUUUGUCAAUUUUUUUUUUUUUUACACACGUGUAAACUGAGUAACUUCUGCAGUCACACAGAUCGGCGAGCAUGGAGGAUUUCAGGCGAAGCAGAUGUGACAGUCUGGAUGUAGGGUCAAGGUGUGACAAGGAGGCGAUGAGCCCGAGUGACUAUAUCCCCCUCUACCACGAGGGCUGUGACCCCGCAGUCAUCCUCGAGCCUACACCAGCAGAGCUGGCUCAGUGUGAGGCUGAAGUGGGCACGCUGCUCAACAUCAUUGCUGAACUGAACAAGAAGAUGGGGUCACUAAAAGCACCGAGUGAACCAGAUGACACGAGACCGCCGGCUCCAUCCAGGCCUCUGGUUCCAGAUCUUCUGUCUCACCGGCUCGUUAGAAGCAGCCCAGAAAGAAACAGCCCAACAUCUAAACCUCCGCUGAAUGACCAAGGAGGCAGUGGUGUUGUCUGGAGCAAACUCCAGGAGGUCUUAUCAUCAGUGGAGGACUCCAUCAGCUUCAGAAGGACCUGGGCGGCCCCCAUCACAGCUUCUGACCAGGAAAAGCACAGAGAACAUCUGAGAGCAGCUCAAGAGAACUGGGUUAAAGCCAGCCAGAUAUUGGAAGAGAUGGAAAGAGAGUUUGGGAUUUCAUGCCCGUCAACCUUCCCAAGAGACCAGUACCAGGAAGACACGCUGGAUGGGGACAAACAGGAGUCUGCUCUCAGAAGCCUGCCACAGAGCAGCAUCAGCCCGGUGGAAGAGGAGAAGCACAAGCUGGUUGGUCUCCAUAAAGCCUGGAGGUCUGGCGGCCACAUUCCUUCCUACCGGUCCACUGCUGGGGCCCUAAGUCCAGACUGGGCCCUGCCUCCCUAUCCCGGUUCACCUUUACUCCACAGGAGAGCCAACAGAGCUGUGACGCCUCUGACUGUGGGUGGGGAUGGAUCUCCACUGGGAUCAGUUAACUCGGGCAGUCCCUGUCCCAGCCCCCUCAGCCUGGAGUCUGAGACAGAGCGGCUCAACAGAUGCAUCGAGAGGCUGAAGGCCAGAAACGAACGUCUCACUGCAGCUCUGGAGCGAAGGAAAGGAGAGUCGGAGCAGAUCAAUCUCACGCUAAACAGGCUUGAGUCCGACUGCUCGGCCCUGCAGACGGCUCUCAGAUACUGUGAGGAGUGUGAAGAGGCCUACGGCGAGCUACUGUCGCUUUAUGACGCCAGGAAGCAGCAAAGCAGUCCUCAGCAGAGUGUCUCAGCAGAGCCAAUCGGUGACAGUCAGGACCCAGACAGUCCAUUAGCUCAGCUGAGGAAAAUGGGAACUGAAGAGCUGUCCACCUCCUUCUCAACAGCAGGGGUCACAGAGGAGACGGAAACACCGAGUCACACGGGGCAGAGGACGCCCGAGGAUCGGGAGGCGGCUCUCCGGCAGCAAAUUGAGCGCCUGAAGAGGGACCGCGCAGCCAUUUGCCUCCCUAAGGCAGGUCCGGGAGUAGAGGCCAGACUGAGCCCACCUGGACAAAGAGGGGGUCACAUGACUAAAGACAAACCUGCUGAUAACAAGAAGGAGAAGGCUUCCCUGUUUUAUGAACUGAUCUCAGUCAGGGAGGAGAUGUCAGAUCUGCGAGCUUUAAUCCGCCUCAAGGAGAAAGAGCUGAGGUGUCUGGAGUGGAGUUUAAUGGGGCAGAAGGCUCAGGGAGCAGCUGGAGUCUUCAUCCCAGAAGGUCUCCAAGAGGAGGUGGGGGAUCGUAGGACUGAACAACAGAGGCUCUGUGAGAAUGCAGCGAAGCUCGGUUGUGAAGGGGACGUCGUUGGUUAUAGGACAAGACCCAUCCUGAAAGAGCUGCAGGCGGUCCUGCAGAGGGAGCAAGCCUUGAAGAAGCGGCUGGCUUUGGUCCAUGAGUCACUGAACGCGGCCGUCUCAGACAGUUCCUCCCACAGGAGGGACAAUGCAGAGCAGAUAGCUCGCCUCACACAAGCUCACAGCAAAGCCUUGAGUUCGUACCGUCAGAUACGGAGGAAGUAUCGGGAGCAGGUGUGGCGGCUGGAGCAGAAAUUGGCGGCCUCGAUGGAGAGUCGACACGGCCAGGGCGGAGCUGCAAAAGCUGCAGAGGAAGCCUUGGAGUGGAGGAGGGAAGAGACUGUUUUAUAAGACAUCAAGUCUUCGCUGAAAGCCAUCUCGACAUCCACAUCUUAAUCACAUCAGCUACAUGUACAAAUAUGACGAAUAUAGAUUUCUGCUUUUAUCUAUUUUAUAUUAGGUGCUUAUAUUUUUAGCUUUCUUCUGGCCCUGUAAAGAAUAUCUAUUUAUGUAGCGAUCAUUAAUGACAUCCAGCACUUUCUUUGGCUCUUAGGGGGUAAAAAAUAAAACAUAGAAAACACUGUGAUUUUUACCUUUUCGAUGUUUGUAAGAUUUAUCAAUAAACUGAAUUGCACUCUAAAGCUUCGCGUCUCUAAAAGGAUCCACACGUCAGAAGACACAUUGGACAAACAGCCGGGACUCAAAGACUGAGCCCACUGAAGGCCUCAGGACUGAUCUCAACAGUGCACGCGUCCAUUUUCCUGUAAAUGCCAACAAGCUGCUCCCAGUCAUCCCUCCUUUUGCGACCGAGCAGGGUUAGUAGUCGACAUAGUAGCGUACCUACUGUGUCAUUUUCUAAGCUUCGCUUCGCACUCAUAUGUCCAAACUUACCUUGUGUAUGGUUAUUGUUCAGCUAUCUGGAAAUAUCUGCCUUGUACAUUUGUGCUGUAAUCCAAAUAUACUGAGGAACACGUUCCUGCAAAGGAGACACACUUUGUGCCUCCUUUCCUGUAAAAUACCCAGACGUUAGUCAAUGUUAAGUUAUUCCAUAAUAUAGUCCGACCCUGAAAAGUACGGCGUAUCUAUGUUGUUUGUUUUUCUGCUAAAUCACCAGGAAAUGACACAGUAUUUAAAUGUACUUAUAAUAUAAUUAUUUCUUUAUACCCUGUAAAAACCUUACUUGUUACCUCUUUAUUCUAGUGUACCUAUUUCUUGGUCAGUAAUGUGCACUGAGGAAAUAUGUUGUUUUUUAAAUUAUUAUUUCUAAAUUCAGUGGAUUGACCCUUUAAGACCCCGGCUUAUUGAGCUUCUCAUCUUGUCACCCACUCGUUCAUAUUUCAAUCUCUCUGCCUUUACUCUUUAUUUCCUCCCCCUCCAUCUUCCCUGCUCUCAUCUCUCACCCCUCGCCCUCUUCCAGUUGACACUGCGCCCUGACCUGCCCGAGCCGGUUAGCUGCAGCUGUGACUGCCGGUCAGGAGGUUAAGGCAAAGGUUGAGUGUCACACCCACAGGGUCACAGCGAUGCCUGCCUGUUGUGUUAGGCUGUGAAUGGAGAGUUCACAGUGCCAGACGAGGUGGCGAGCCCCUGACGCUCCGACUCCUGCCUGAGCUCGCCCUUUCCCGAGCAGAGGUCACCGGAGAGGGCCCGUCCUCCCGCUCCCCCCGUGCCUCCAGGUCACCAUCGCCAUUGUUGUAAUAGCUGCCAUUAGAGCAGAUGAUACAAUUAUCUUUCCAUUUUGUGUUGCCGCUCUCUAAGAUCUGCGUUAAGCUUCUGAGUUCAUCAAAGGUUUUUUUCGAUGACACGAUUGUUGUAACCUCUGUGUGACUCUUGUGUCAAAGGCAACGCAAUAAAGCAAAAUGUCUCCUGGAAAGAAAAGGAUUUUUUUUCUUUUGUUUAUCCUCGAGAGGUGGAAAAAGUAUUCAGAUGUUUUAUUCUGGUAACUAAAAGCACUCUAUUAAAAGUCUGCAAUCAUAAAAUCGUCCUUUCAGUUAUCAAAAUAAAAGUAGUGACAGUUUAUUCAUUUUAAACAGCGUGUUAUUUUUUAAUACAUUGAACGCCCAAAUAUCUUGCCACUGCGGCAAACUGGAGUAAAAUGUUUAUUUUCAUUUAAAAUAUACUAACAGAGUGUAACCUCAGUAAUCAUUCAAUAUACUUUGUUACAUUAUUACUGUCUGAGAAUUCCAGAUCUAGUAGAUACAACAAAAAAAUGUCCAACUUCAAUGAUCCAUAAACACAUAUAUAUUUGCUGUUGUUGGGUU
Messenger RNA from Oreochromis aureus, 4162 nucleotides. It is a transcript of the gene ushbp1, whose product is annotated as Usher syndrome 1C binding protein 1. NCBI's taxonomy places the organism in Eukaryota, Metazoa, Chordata, Actinopteri, Cichliformes, Cichlidae. The transcript is spliced from 14 exons. The record is from RefSeq and is a predicted model, not a curated record. Bases 207 to 2255 code for a protein of 682 amino acids.